AUUCAUACAGAAACUCCCUGCUACCUCUGAAUUAAUUCUAAUUUUAUUGUUCUGAGUUACAUAUCUUCCUAUCUUUCUUGCUGUUUGUGUAUCUAGUCUGUAUGGAUGAUGCUGUCAGUUCUUCAAAAGACUUUGUCUACGAUAUCGGUCGCUCUUGACUUGAAGCCAUCCCAUUUCUUUAGUCCGUGAUGUACAGCUAACGUAAGCUUCUUUGACUUCCAAACCCAGAAGUUACUUGCUGAAUCGCAAUCAGAUUCCUCUGCAAGUCACUACUACCUGGGUAUUUAUAUAAACACCAAGAUUGCUUUUCUUUGUUCUGAUCAUGUGGAGAUUCAAGGGUGCCUUGAAGACUUGAAGUAAAUAAAUGAGCUGUGAUGGCAACAAGAAACUGAAGGAAUAAGGCAAGAGAGGCGUCUAAUCGUGUCACGAACAAGAACUUCCAAACCUUGAUAGCAAGAGAUCUGCAUAUAUGGGCUCCUAUGAUGAUUCUCCACCAGUGAAGGAGCUGAACCUGAACGGACCAGGUUUUCCUAUAAGAUUGGAACCAUUGCGUGCUAAUGGCUGGCUCCAUGACAUGAAGGUGUCCUCACCUACUGCUUCCCCUAUGAACAAUGAUAUUUCUGGCACAUUGUUCAAUCCGGUUUACCGAGCUUGGAUCAAGAAGUAUCCUUCAGCUCUAAAUGUGUUUGACAAAAUUGUUGCCUGCGGCAGAGGCAAGAAGAUCGCGCUAUUCUUAGACUAUGAUGGCACCCUUUCUCCAAUCGUUGACGAGCCUGACAAUGCUGUCAUGUCUGAUCAGAUGCGCGAGGUGGUGAGAAAUGCUGCCAUACAUCUCCCCACUGCGAUUAUCAGUGGAAGAGCUGUUGAUAAGGUGUUUGAUUUUGUUAAACUGACAGAACUAUACUAUGCUGGUAGCCAUGGAAUGGACAUUAUGGGUCCAGUGGGGAAAUCUAGUAGUGUUGCUGACCAUAGAAGCUGCACCAACUCCAACAAGGGCAAGGAGGUGAAGAUUUUCCAGGCUGCUACCGAAUUCUUACCGGUGAUCGAAGAGGUUUUUAGACUGCUCGUUGAAAGUACAAAGGGAAUUCAUGGUGCAAAAGUUGAGAACAACAAGUUCUGUGUGUCGGUACACUACCGCAAUGUCGAUGAGAAGGAUUGGACGCUCGUUGCACAGUGCACAGAUGACAUCCUCAAGAUGUACCCUCGUCUGCAACUUUGUCAUGGACGAAAGGUUCUUGAGGUUCGUCCAGUGAUAGACUGGAACAAGGGGAAGGCUGUGGAGUUCUUGUUGGACUCCUUGGGGUUAGCUCACAGCGACAGUGUGCUCCCCAUCUACAUUGGAGAUGACCGUACCGAUGAGGAUGCAUUCAAGGUCCUUCGAGACUGUAAACAAGGUAUUGGAAUUCUGGUGUCAUCUGUACCAAAAGAAUCCCAUGCCCUUUAUUCUUUAGUAGACCCAUCUGAGGUGAUGGACUUCCUGAAGAGAUUGAUGAUAUGGAAGGAGCAAGAAGCAACAAGUAGAUGAUAUGUCUGUUGUUAACUUUAGGGUAGAUUUCUAACAAAAGAAUAAUUAAAAUGACAAGUGUUGAAUAAUAUCUAAUGGGCUAUUCUGUCCCUAAAGCAAAUCCUUUUCUUAGACUGGCAAACCAUUUUAUAGUGUAAAAAGAAUGCACACCAUUCUAUACCAGUUGUUUGGUUCUUUGAACAAUGAUCCUCAGUUGUGUAUAUGUCAUAGAUGUAAAUGCAACUGAGAUUCGUUUGAACUAUGGGAGAUUACGUGGUGCAUUUUCUUCA
This is a messenger RNA of Brachypodium distachyon (stiff brome), 1794 nucleotides long. Its product is annotated as probable trehalose-phosphate phosphatase 10. Gene Ontology annotation, biological process: trehalose biosynthetic process. The record is from RefSeq and is a predicted model, not a curated record. Lineage: Eukaryota; Viridiplantae; Streptophyta; Magnoliopsida; Poales; Poaceae. The coding region runs from base 470 to 1525 and encodes 351 amino acids. The transcript is spliced from 11 exons. Gene Ontology annotation, molecular function: trehalose-phosphatase activity.